AUGAAAACACCGUCAUCUAUGCCGCCAAAGAGCAUCAAGAAGGGAGGGAUAGGGAAAAAGAGAGUUGCAAGAAACUUUAUUGACCUAGUGCUUGGUCUAACUUCCAGGGCGGCAUCUGGACCGGGUACUUCACUAGUGGCAGUCCAUCCUUUAGACAUUGACCUACGCCAGACAAAUAAUUCUACCUCCAUUACCGAGCCAGUUCGAAGUCAAACCGCUAUGAAGGAGAUGAAAAACACCGUUGAGCCAUCUGAUGAUGAAACUAGGGAGUCAGAUCUAGAAACCUCGAAUAGGAGUUCAUGGUAA
Molecule: messenger RNA, 306 nt
Organism: Ilex paraguariensis (yerba mate)
Lineage: Eukaryota; Viridiplantae; Streptophyta; Magnoliopsida; Aquifoliales; Aquifoliaceae
Source: the annotation of a GenBank genome assembly